Messenger RNA from Candida albicans SC5314, 1743 nucleotides. RefSeq lists its product as uncharacterized. The record is from RefSeq and is a predicted model, not a curated record. Gene Ontology annotation, cellular component: trans-Golgi network; TRAPPII protein complex. The coding region runs from base 1 to 1743 and encodes 580 amino acids. The transcript has a single exon. Gene Ontology annotation, biological process: intra-Golgi vesicle-mediated transport. NCBI's taxonomy places the organism in Eukaryota, Fungi, Ascomycota, Pichiomycetes, Serinales, Debaryomycetaceae.
AUGAGUUUACAGAUUGUUUUACCUUUGGAUCCAUUGGAAACUUCUGGAUUGACUUCUAAUAAUGUUAGAGAGUUUUUAGAGAAGUGCCAAGUUAGAGAUAUUGUAUUUUUUGACGAAAGUGUUCUGGGAUAUGUUGUGCAUGAAGGCUCACUAGACCAAGAAACUGGUUUUGUUCAAUGUGAGGUUGCCAUUUUACAACUAAAUAACGUGGAAGAAAAGGACCCUUUAAAUUAUGUGAAUCUGGAAAACAAAAUUAGUUUAACUUUGGGUAAAGAGGAACUCGUUUAUGACAACGAUUUAAUCCAGAUUUGGAAAUUUGAAAUACCAGUCACUUAUCCACGGAAAAGACUUAAUAAUCCAAAAUUGUGUAUCAGUUGUAGUUUGGUGAAUGAAAACAAUGAGACUUUGGUUGUGGAAAAUGAAUCAUUUCUGGAGGAAACAUUGGCCAACUACGUCCCAUGUAUGAAGAGAAAUCUACUAGCAGAAUUGGACCAUCAAAUAGAUUUUAUUGACACGUCGAAUGAUGUUCUAGAAACGGGUAUAACUGUUCAGGAAAACUCAAUAAUAGACAAACCAAAUGUACGGGCAUUUAUCAGCGUUCCUGUCACUAUUUCCCUAGUAAUAAAACUUAAGUCAACGAAACCAGCUGGAAGAAACGGCAUGCUCUUGGCGACUCUCAACAUUGAGUCUUCCGAAGAGUUUACAAAGAUUGCUAACAACAAAGAUUAUCAUUUUGAUAUCAUGGAUAUGGAAGUCGACUUCAAGUCUGGUUCAGUUCAGCCAAUAAAUUCUAUAAUUCCAAUUCGAAUCCAACAUACUGACUCUGUCAAUUUGGCAUACAAAUUCAAUAACUAUGAGAUGGAUUUCAAAGAAACCACAUCUUCGAGACCUAUAAAUAUAAAUUUAACACUACGAGUACAGCGAGUUGUUAAUGGUGAGUUCCGAAAUGUGAGUAGCAUCAUUCAAACAGAGUGGUCGCCAUAUCUUGAUUUUGGUUUGAUUGCCCCGCCAAUAAACAAUGCGUUGAAAACAACGAUUAAUGCAAUGCAGCUGCAAUCGCAACCUACAAUUCCUAUAAAUAAUAUUCGUCACAAAGCUUUAAUGAGUAAUCUAUACAAACUAAAGGGUGCUAGUCUAUCAAACACUAACAACAUCACCAGUAGUACUACAAACAUAAGACGAAAUAGAGUGUCUUUGGCCAACCCAAGCGGACGCACUUCAUCGGUGACAGUCAACUUGACAAUGGGGAACAAUUCGUCUCUUACUGGACUAAGACUUACUUUUGUGGGUAAGCUCGACAUUAAGUUGGGUGAAGUUGUAAACUGGAAGAUACAAGCAAUCAACAAUUCCAUGAGUAGACUAAAUUUGUCGUUGUUAGUGCAAAAUCCAAUCAAUUUCAAUCCUGUUUACAGUGGAACAAAUAUCACAACAAAUAAUUUUUCAUCUUCAAAUUUACUUAAUAAUAAUGGCGGUAUACGCAAUAAUGAUGUAAUUAUAUACAACAGGGUACAGCUAUAUUCAUUGUAUAAUUCCUUGAAAGUCAAUGGCGAUGGAGAAGGUAUUUUAAUUCUUAACAAUGACAUUCGAAUGGGUCCUUUGGAUCCAAAUGCUGUCUUUGAGACGGAGAUUCAAUUGAUUGGUGUUUCCAAAGGUAUAUUCAACUUGAAUGGUGUUAAAGUAUUUGAUAUGAAUAGUGGUGAUGGCAUUGAUUUUGGUAAGUUAGUAGAAGUAUUUGUAAUUUAA